Oncorhynchus masou masou (cherry salmon) is the source of this 10498-nucleotide messenger RNA. Its product is annotated as syntaxin-16-like. Lineage: Eukaryota; Metazoa; Chordata; Actinopteri; Salmoniformes; Salmonidae. Gene Ontology annotation, molecular function: SNARE binding; SNAP receptor activity. Gene Ontology annotation, cellular component: SNARE complex; membrane; endomembrane system. The transcript has 8 exons. Bases 8537 to 9349 code for a protein of 270 amino acids. Gene Ontology annotation, biological process: vesicle-mediated transport; intracellular protein transport; vesicle fusion. The record is from RefSeq and is a predicted model, not a curated record.
UGAUCAUGGCCCGGGAUCGAACCAGGGUCUGUAGUGACGCCUCUAGCACUGAGAUGCAGUGCCUUCGACCGCUACGCCAAUCUGGAGCCUACAUGCGCCGAAUACAACAGGUGUAGGUAGACCUUACCGUGAAAUGCUUACUUACAAGCCCUUAACCAACCAUGCAGUUCAAGAAAGAGUUAAGAAAAUAUUUACUAAAUAAACAAAAGUAAAAAAGAAACUAAAAUUAAAAGUAACACAAUAAAUAACAAUAACGAGGCUAUAUACAGGAGGUACCAGUACUGAGUCGAUGUGCGCGGGUACAGGUUAGUCGGUAAUUUGUUCAUGUAUGUAAGGGUAAAGUGACUAUGCAUAGUUUAAAUUUUUUAUUUAUUUCACCUUUAUUUAACCAGGUAGGCAAGUUGAGAACAAGUUCUCAUUUACAAUUGCGACCUGGCCAAGAUAAAGCAAAGCGGUUCGACACACAACGACACAGAGUUACACAUGGAGUAAAACAAACAUACAGUCAAUAAUACAGUAUAAACAAGUCUAUAUACGAUGUGAGCAAAUGAGGUGAGAUAAGGGAGGUAAAGGCAAAAAAAAGGCCAUGGUGGCAAAGUAAAUACAAUAUAGCAAGUAAAACACUGGAAUGGUAGAUUUGCAAUGGAAGAAUGUGCAAAGUAGAAAUAAAAAUAAUGGGGUGCAAAGGAGCAAAAUAAAUAAAGUAAUUAAAUACAGUAGGGAAAGAGGUAGUUGUUGGGCUAUGUACAGAUGCAGUAAUCUGUGAGCUGCUCUGACAGUUGGUUCUUAAAGCUAGUGAGGGAGAUAAGUGAUUCCAGUUUCAGAGAUUUUUGUUGUUCGUUCCAGUCAUUGGCAGCAGAGAACUGGAAGGAGAGGCGGCCAAAGAAAGAAUUGGUUUUGGGGGUGACUAGAGAGAUAUACUUGCUGGAGUGUGUGCUACAGGUGGGAGAUGCUAUGGUGACCAGCGAGCUGAGAUAAGGGGGGACUUUACCUAAUAGGGUAUUGUAGAUGACAUGGAGCCAGUGGGUUUGGCGACGAGUAUGAAGCGAGGGCCAGCCAACGAGAGUGUACAGGUUAGUAUAUGGGGCUUUGGUGACAAAACUGAUUGCACUGUGAUAGACUGCAUCCAAUUUGUUGAGUAGGGUAUUGGAGGCUAUUUUGUAAAUGACAUCGCCAAAGUCGAGGAUUAGUAGGAUGGUCAGUUUUACAAGGGUAUGUUUGGCAGCAUGAGUGAAGGAUGCUUUGUUGCGAAAUAGGAAGCCAAUUCUAGAUUUGACUUUGGAUUGGAGAUGUUUGAUAUGGGUCUGGAAGGAGAGUUUACAGUCUAACCAGACACCUAAGUAUUUGUAGUUGUCCACGUAUUCUAAGUCAGAGCCGUCCAGAGUAGUGAUGUUGGACAGGCGGGCAGGUGCAGGUAGCGAUCGGUUGAAGAGCAUGCAUUUAGUUUUAGUUAUAUUUAAGAGCAAUUGGAGGCCACGGAAGGAGAGUUGUAUGGCAUUGAAGCUUGCCUGGAGGGUUGUUAACACAGUGUCCAAAGAAGGGCCAGAAGUAUACAGAAUGGUGUCGUCUGCGUAGAGGUGGAUCAGAGACUCACCAGCAGCAAGAGCGACCUCAUUGAUGUAUACAGAGAAGAGAGUCGGUCCAAGAAUUGAACCCUGUGGCACCCCCAUAGAGACUGCCAGAGGUCCGGACAGCAGACCCUCCGAUUUGACACACAACUCUAUCAGAGGAGUAGUUGGUGAACCAGGCGAGGCAAUCAUUUGAGAAACCAAGGCUGUUGAGUCUGCCGAUGAGGAUGUGGUGAUUGACAGAGUCGAAAGCCUUGGCCAGAUCAAUGAAUACGGCUGCACUAUAAUGUUUCUUAUCGAUGGCGGUUAAGAUAUCAUUUAGGACCUUGAGCGUGGCUGAGGUGCACCCAUGACCAGCUCUGAAACCAGAUUGCAUAGCAGAGAAGGUAUGGUGAGAUUCGAAAUGGUCGGUAAUCUGUUUGUUGACUUGGCUUUCGACGACCUUAGAAAGGCAUGGUAGGAUAGAUAUAGGUCUGUAGCAGUUUGGGUCAAGAGUGUCCCCCCCUUUGAAGAGGGGGAUGACCGCAGCUGCUUUCCAAUCUUUGGGGAUCUCAGACGAUACAAAAGAGAGGUUGAACAGGUUAGUAAUAGGGGUGGCAACAAUUUCGGCAGAUAAUUUUAGAAAGUAAGGGUCCAGAUUGUCUAGCCCGGCUGAUUUGUAGGGGUCCAGAUUUUGCAGCUCUUUCAGAACAUCAGCUUAAUGGAUUUGGGAGAAGGAGAAAUGGGGAAGGCUUGGGCGAGUUGCUGUGGGGGGUGCAGUGCUGUUGACCGGGGUAGGAGUAGCCAGGUGGAAAGCAUGGCCAGCCGUAGAAAAAUGCCUAUUGAAAUUCUCAAUUAUGGUGGAUUUAUCAGUGGUGACAGUGUUUCCUAUCUUCAGUGCAGUGGGCAGCUGGGAGGAGGUGUUCUUAUUGUCCAUGGACUUUACAAUGUCCCAGAACUUUUUUGAGUUAGUGUUGCAGGAAGCAAAUUUCUGCUUGAAAAGGCUAGCCUUAGCUUUUCUAACUGCCUGUGUAUAAUGGUUUCUAGCUUCCCUGAACAGCUGCAUAUCACGGGGGCUGUUCGAUGCUAAUGCAGAACGCCAUAUUAUGUUGUUGUGUUGGUUAAGGGCAGUCAGGUCUGGGGAGAACCAAGGGCUAUAUCUGUUCCUGGUUCUAAAUUUCUUGAAUGGGGCAUGUUUAUUUAAGAUGGUUAGGAAGGCAUUUAAAAAAAAUAUCCAGGCAUCCUCUACUGAUGGGAUGGGAUCAAUAUCCUUCCAGGAUACCCCGGCCAGGUCGAUUAGAAAGGCCUGCUCGCUGAAGUGUUUCAGGGAGCGUUUGACAGUGAUGAGUGGGGGUCGUUUGACCGCUGACCCAUUACGGAUGCAGGCAAUGAGGCAGUGAUCGCUGAGAUCUUGGUUGAAGACAGCAGAGGUGUAUUUAGAGGGCAAGUUGGUUAGGAUGAUAUCUAUGAGGGUGCCCGUGUUUAAGGCUUUGGGGAGGUACCUGGUAGGUUCAUUGAUAAUUUGUGUGAGAUUGAGGGCAUCUAGUUUAGAUUGUAGGAUGGCUGGGGUGUUAAGCAUGUUCCAGUUUAGGUCGCCUAGCAGCACGAGCUCUGAAGAUAGAUGGGGGGCAAUCAGUUCACAUAUGGUGUCUAGAGCACAGCUGGGGGCAGAGGGUGGUCUAUAGCAGGCGGCAACGGUGAGAGACUUGUUUUUAGAGAGGUGGAUUUUUAAAAGUAGAAGUUCAAAUUGUUUGGGUACAAACCUGGAUAGUAGGACAGAACUCUGCAGGCUAUCUUUGCAGUAGAUUGCAACACCGCCCCCUUUGGCAGUUCUACCUUGUCUGAAAAUGUUGUAGUUUGGGAUUAAAAUUUCAGAAUUUUUGGUGUUCUUCCUAAGCCAGGAUUCAGACACAGCUAGAACAUCCGGGUUGGCAGAGUGUGCUAAAGCAGUGAAUAGAACAAACUUAUGGAGGAGGCUUCUAAUAUUAACAUGCAUGAAACCAAGGCUAUUACGGUUACAGAAGUCGUCAAAAGAGAGCGCCUGGGGAAUAGGAGUGGAGCUAGGCACUGCAGGGCCUGGAUUCACCUCUACAUCGCCAGAGGAACAGAGGAGGAGUAGAAUAAGGGUGCGGCUGAAAGCAAUAAGAAUUGGUCGUCUAGAACGUCUGGAACAGAGAGUAAAAGUAGGUUUCUGGGGGCGAUAAAAUAGCAUCAAGGUAUAAUGUACAGACAAAGGUAUGGUAGGAUGUGAAUACAGUGGAGGUAAACCUAGGUAUUUAGUGAUGAAGAGAGAGAUAUUGUCUCUAGAAACAUCAUUGAAACCAGGAGAUGUCAUUGCAUGUGUGGGUGGUGGAACUAAUAGGUUGGAUAAGGUAUAGUGAGCAGGACUAGAGGCUCUACAGUAAAAUAAGCCAAUAAACACUAACCAGAACAGCAAUGGACAAAGCAUAUUGACACUAAGUAGAGGCAUGCUUAGUCGAGUGAUCAAAAGGGUCCAGUGAGUAGAGAGGUUGGUUGGGGGUCAAGGCGAUUUAGACAGCUAGCCAGGCCAUCGGUAGCAAGCUAGCAUAGGAUGGAGGUCUGUUAUUAGCCACCUCUUGUGUUCCGUCAGUAGAUUAGUGGGGUUCCGUGUGGUAGAGGGGAUAAAUCCAAAUCACACAACAACAACAAAAACAAUAGAUAUAGUUAUAGAGGCCCAAGAAGAAAAAAAAUAAGAAAAAAAAUAUUGUCUAUUCAGAUAGCAGCCGAUAAGACAGCUAACGGUUAGCGUGCCGCAGAUGGGCGUUCAGGUAACGUCGCGACGGAGGAGCCAGCCGGAUAACUCCUUCGGGUAGAUAACGUCAGCAGUCCAGUUGUGAAGGCCCGGUGGGGCUCCGCGUAGGCAGUAAAACGGGUCCGGAUAGGUGAUUGUAGCCCAGGAGUGAUUGAUAGAACUCUUCAGCUGGCUAGCUCCGGAAUAAUUGAUGUUUGCUCCGGAAUCGACGAAAGCCGAUAGUCACACGGAUAGCAGCUAGCUAGCUGUGAGAUCCAGGUAUGAAUGUCCAGAGUUAGCGGUUGAAAUCCAGGGACAUGGAGAGAAAAAUUGGUCCGGUAUGUUCCGUUCCGAGCCGCGCCGAAAAAAAUGGCGAUAGAUUUUCGAGCUAAAGGAUAGCUGAUGACCACAAACCAUGGUUAGCUGAAUACUAACGAUUAGCCAGUAAAGAAGCUAACUAGCUUCUGAUUAGCUUCUAAUUAGCUUCUGGAUUAGCUUCUGGCUAGCCUCAGGCUAGCUUCUUGGAGGAUUACAGAUUUGAGGUAAAUAAUACUUUUUUUAUAAAUAUAAAUUGGUGAGGCGGGUUGCAGGAGAGUGUUUUGAAGAUGAGUUUAUGGAAAAUUAAAAAAUAUAUAUAGAAAGGUAUGUGAAAAAAGUUGUAAAUAUAUAUAUAUAUACGGGACACGACAAGAUGAGGACAAAAGACGUCUGAACUGCUAUGCCAUCUUGGAAAUUUUUAGCUAAUUAAUUAAGUUUUAGUUAGUUUUAAUAAACAGCGAGUAGGAGCAGUGUAAAAACAAAGGGGGGGGGUGUCCAUUUGAUGAGUUAUUCGGCAGUCUUAUGGCUUGGAGGUAGAAGCUGUUAAGGAGCCUUUUGGACCUAGACUUGGCACUCCGGUACCGCUUCCUUUGCGGUUGCAGAGAGAACAUUCUAUGACUUGGGUGACUGGAGUCUUUGACAUUUCUUUUGGGCCUUCCUCUGACGUUGCCUAAUAUAUAUGUCCUGGAUGGCAGGAAGCUUGGCCCCAGUGAUGUACUGGGCUGUACGCACUACCCUCUGUUGUGCCUUACUAUUAUGGUCGCCAUUUUGGAAUUGAUCUCAGGGAGUUCAAUGUCCAAUGCAGCUAUUUUUAUCUCAAAUAAUUUAUGGGUAACAAUUAAGUACCCUUACAGUGAUUUGUUUUCAAUUUAAAUGGUAAAAAAAGAAACUCAAAGAACCAUUUCUCAAGCAAUAAUUUUUCUAGAACUGUCUGGGAGUGGUCUGAGUCUGGAGGGGGAAAACUACAAACUAACUGUUAUUGGCAUCUACUUACCCUAGAUUAACUCGUGGAUACCAUUUGUAUGUCUCUGCGUGCAGUUUGAAGGAAGUUUCUAACUAGAGUUAGCGCAAUGACUAGAAGUCUAUGAUAACUGCUAGCAUGCUACAGUAGUAGAUACCAUAGACAUCCAGUCAUUGCUCUAAUGCUAGUUAGCAUUGGUUUGCGAAACUACCUCUAACUUCCUUCAUACUGGAUGCAGAGACAUGGUAUCUAUGAUUUCAUCUGACUCAGGGCAAGUAGAUAAAUGGCUUAUUUGCCAAAAUCUUGAAGUAUCCCUGUAACUAAUUCAGAGUGGCUGUGGAUCCAACUGUCGGCAAGUGAAGUCAGGGGAUAUGAAUCUGUGACAGCCGAAAGUCGGACACUAUAGUGGUUUUUCAACAGCAAGGCUCAGAUCAACAUUGUUUAUAUAAGUUUUUCUUUAUAAAUGUCCAAAUACACUUUUCUAUACCCCCAUAUCACAAACUGAAAACCUAACGUGUACAAUUAAUUGGUUAGAGAGGUCUGAAAUAUCACUUUCAUUUGUAUCCCCUGUAGCUUUAGUAUCGAGGAAAAGUUGGUUCCUGUUUCAGUCACAUCUUUGGACACGUUCUCGUGGGUCAAACAAAAACACCCCAAAUGAUUGGUUGAUAAAUUGUGCCCCCCACAAUGCAAGUGAUGGCUGCAUGGUGCAGUUGGCGAGAAGACACUGCAGCGACUUGAAUCUGACUUCAUCAAAAACGGCAUGACUUUUGAUCACAUGAUUUUUGUGUAGUUCAUGCAGUCGACAUGUAGUGGCAACUUUUUUUUUAUACCCAUAACGCAACACACUUUGAAAGGCGGAGACCAACGUUGGUCAACGUCUUGACAAAAGUGAUCCGCUCUAACGCGCCCCUGUGCGGAGAACAGGCUACUAGGGGAAAGUUAGAUCAAGCUCACUCAAUGUCUGCAAGAUCAUAUAACAGAACCGAAAUGUAAUGGCACAAUGUAAUGUUACUGCAAGACAAAAACACAAUUUGUUUUUCUCAUGAGGCCAAAACUCAACCAUGUGCAUCUCUAGACAAAAUAUACAGAUAGGCUAUGCUACAGUUUAACAACGUGUUCUCUAAAAUUUGCUCAGUGUACAUCAUUCAAAACAACACUAUAUAACUCAAGGUCAAAAUUCAAAUCCCCAUUAUACUGAUUGAGAUCUGAUGGUUGGUUACUAUGGGUAAAACUUGAAGAAUUAUCAUUCACAAUUAAAUGCUGUGGUGUUUUUGUCUUACGGUAACGUUGUGCUAUUAUAUUUGGUUCUGUUAUGUAGAAUAUUGUGAGAUCUUGCAGACAUUGAUUCAGCUUGAUCUAACUUUAAUAAACAAGCACCAUUCGCCUGAGUAGCCUGUUCUUUGCGUGUAGAGAAUUUAUUAGGUACAGCACCCUGUUCACGAAAAUGGUUUGCUCCUACAGAAAGUGAGUCUUGUGGUCGUGGCUUGCUAUAUAUAGCGAGCAUCAAGGCAGUCAGUUACUGUUCGAUUGAGUGUUAGAAUGGGCAAAACAAGUGAUCUAAGUGAUUUUGAGCGUGGUAUGAACGUCGGUGCCAGGCGCGCCAGUCCCAGUAUAUCAGGAACUGGGCUUUUCAUGCACGACAGUGUCUGGGGUUUACAGAGAAUGGUGCGACAAACAUCCAGUCAGUGGUGGUCCUGUGGACGAAAACAGCUUGUUGAUGAGAGGUCGUAGGACAAUGGCAAGAAUCGUGCAAGCUAACAGGCGGACCACAAACACGCAAAUAACGGCGCAGUACAAUGGUGGUGUGCAGAACCCAUAUCUCGUCAGCCCUUGUCAUGAAUGGACUAUUGUAGCAGACAACCACACCGGGUUCGACUCCUAUCAGCUAAAAAACAAGAAGCGGCUCCAGUGGGCACGCAGUCACCAAUACCUGAUAAUUGAGGAGUGGAAAAACAUUGCCUUGUUUGACUAAUCCCGUUUCCUGUUGCAUCAUGUUGUCAGAGUCAGGAUUUGGCGUCAGCAGCAAGAGUGGGGAAUGUUUUCCUGGCACACGUUAGGUCCCUUGAUACCAAUUGAGCAAUGCUUCAUUGCCCGGAGAAUUCAAGCUGUUCUGGAGGCAAAGGUGGUUCUGGCCUGGUACUAGUGUACCUAAUAAACUGGCUACUUAGUGUGCACAUACGCAGCACGUGAUCUGCACAUGAACAGAGUCUUCGGGAAGCUCUGGAUGUUUUAGUCGGCAGACUAAAGAAAAUACACAUCACAACGAGACACCAAAACAUUUCAUAAAGAGAGACCUAAGACCGCAACAUAGCAUGACAGCAACACAUGAAAACACAGCAUAGUAGAAACACAUGGCAACAUGGAAAUAACACAACAUGGCAGCAACACAACUUCGUGCUACAAACAUUAUUGGUGUGAUGUCCCCAGGCAGGCCAAAGCUCCAUCCCUUCAAAACAGGCUGACAUUCCACUCCACUAAAAUUCCAUUCCAUUACACUAAAAGGGCAUUUUCAUAAUUUUUACAAUUUCACAGUAUUAUUCCGACCGUGUUUGUGUGUAUGUGUAUAUAUAUUAAUAUAUCACAGGAAUUUUUUAUAUUUUUUAUUGCAUAUCCAAUGAUUUGUUCCUCACAAUUUUUAUAGGUUUCUCAGAUACAUUUUAAAGGGGGAUUUCACAGGUUUGAAGAACCUCAAUUGAUUGACAUAAAAUUCAUUAGACUUUUUUUCAGACAAUCUGGUGACUCAAAAUGAGACAUUUUGUGCAUGAUCCCUCUUUAAACAGUGUCUGCGAGUGCAUGCAAAAUGUCUCUGUGUGAAGCUGAUCACUGCUUUUUGUCUGGGUCUCACUUACUGUCACUGCUGUCUUACUUCAUCUCACCUCUCCCUCUCUCCUCAUUGGAUGGGACUUCGCUGGGGUCUGCCAAUCACAUUAGGAGCUUGAUGAGUUGGCUGAUGACCGCAUGGCCUUGGUCUCAGGGAUCAGUCUGGACCCAGAAGCUGCCGUCGGAGUCACCAAGAGACUGCCGCCCAAGUGGGUAGAUGGGGUCGUUGAGAUUCAGUAUGAAAUCACACGGGUCCGGCAGAAAAUGAAGGAGCUGGCCGCCCUCCAUGACAAGCACAUGAACCGCCCUACCCUCGAUGACAGCAGCGAAGAGGAGCAUGCCAUAGAGAUCACCACUCAGGAGAUCACACAGAUGUUCCACCGGUGUCAGCGUGCAGUGACAGGUCUGCAGACUCGCUGUGGCCACUGCACAGAGCAGGAGGAGAGGCUGCUGAGAAAUGUGGUGUCCUCAUUGGCAGGGAGCUUGCAAGAGCUGUCCACCAACUUCAGACACACGCAGUCCAGCUAUCUGAAACGCAUGAAGAAUCGUGAGGAGAGAUCCAAACACUUUUUUGACUCUGGUCCUCUAAUGGAGGAGGAUGAAGACCUGGCACUAUAUGAAAUGGGGUUUACAGAUGACCAGCUGGUCCUGGUAGAGCAGAACACAGUGAUGGUGGAGGAACGUGAGAGAGAGGUCCGACAGAUAGUCCAGUCCAUCACCGACCUGAAUGAGAUUUUCCGAGACCUGGCAGGAAUGGUGGUGGAACAGGGCACAGUACUUGACAGAAUUGACUUCAAUGUGGAGCAAUCAUGUGUCAAAACAGACGAGGGGUUAAAACAGUUACAAAAGGCUGAACAGUAUCAGAAGAAAAACCGAAAGAUGCUGGUUAUUUUAAUUCUUACUGUUAUAGUAGUUGUUCUAAUACUUAUUCUAUUUGGGACCAAGUUCUAGUGAUGCAUUCCUUUGCUUUUGGUAUGUCUGUGUGUUUAUGUUUUGUGUGCAUCUCUGUGUGCUUGUGUGAGGAGUGUCUGUCAGUAUCGUUUAAAGUACAAUCUGUCCAACUUUCCAAUCACACUUCCCGAAUCUCUCUCUGUAUGGCUCAUGAAGAUGUAUUGAAUGCAUGAUCCCUAAGAGAGGACAGCUAGGGAGAGUUCCUAUUUCACUUUUCAACUGGCCUGCACACAUGGCCACUGUCCGCCCCAAUACUCUCUUAAACAUGACUGUACCCUCCAUCUGUCAUGGUUCCUGCUGCAAACAAACACAGAAAAAACACUCCUUAAAUUCCCUUGUGGAAGACUACUGAUUAAUUGUCAUGGCCACACAUUUUGCUUGUUUUUCAAGCAAAUAAGUGGUUUACUUGUGUGAGCGUAAGCAUCAUAUGUCCAGUUUUAUUGUAAGCUAUAGCUGUAAGCCCUGCCCUCCAAUGUCUGUUUUCAAGAGAAGAAUCCUGACAACUCAACUAGUCAACUAGAUGAAUAUUGAAUGUCUAUGAACAAGGAACAUUUGUGUCUCGUGGCAAUUCUACACGACCCUGGUCAUUUUUGCAUUUGAUUUUUCACUUUAUCAUGGUUACUUUUUUGAGAGAGAAAUGACAAGGUUUGCAUCUAAGUGGCUGACAAACUACAUUAGCUGAUUCAUUGAAUACCAAAAACAACCUUUUGGGUUAAGAGCUGUAGUUGACCAUCAUGUCUCUACCAAGAGUAGUGUCUGUAAUGAAUUUGCACAUUUAGAUCACUUGAUGACUGCUUUCUUUUGUUUCAUGACCUUCUAUUGUCUGAUAUUGCUAACUAACACAUCAGUUCAGUUUGUUCUAGUCUUUUAUCCCUCAAAGUUUGCACAUAUCGAAAGACUGAUGGGUAUGGUUUCAUGGCUGUGAAACGGUCUUCUGUAUAAUAUGAAAUUAUAAUUAUUUAUUUUGAAUUUAAAUUGUAUAAAAGUUCAACGUUUUUUGUCUAAUAUGACAAAGAUGUAUUGAGUAGCCUACAUUGUGUCUUUGGCCUAAAGUAUGGGGAUGAAAAUUGUGAUCAAGCCUUGAUCUCAGAAAUGACUUUGCCCAUUCCACUACAAAAUCAAUUAAAAAUUGAGUACCUUUUUCUCACA